Messenger RNA from Sorex araneus (European shrew), 3565 nucleotides. It is a transcript of the gene NPAS4, whose product is annotated as neuronal PAS domain protein 4. The transcript is spliced from 10 exons. Gene Ontology annotation, biological process: regulation of transcription by RNA polymerase II. The coding region runs from base 427 to 2841 and encodes 804 amino acids. Gene Ontology annotation, molecular function: DNA-binding transcription factor activity, RNA polymerase II-specific; RNA polymerase II transcription regulatory region sequence-specific DNA binding; protein dimerization activity. The record is from RefSeq and is a predicted model, not a curated record. NCBI's taxonomy places the organism in Eukaryota, Metazoa, Chordata, Mammalia, Eulipotyphla, Soricidae.
UGAGGAUGAGGCGUGCGAGCGUGUGGCCAACCUCUUCCCGGGUAGCUGCCCAGCGAGCCUUGCCUAACGGGGCUCUCGACACCACUGUGAAGAUGACCCGGGGCGUGUCUCGCAGCCCUUGGAUCCCUGGAACGGCAUUUGGCAGGAGGCUACAGUUUGCUUGAGAGAGUGAUGUGGCUGCAGUGGCCGGUGGCCAGGCUUUGGAGAAGCCUCAAGAUGCAGGCUGGGGCUCGAAGAAGCAAAGGAGCUAUAUAAGGCGGGAGCCGGCAGGCGAGGGGGGCAGCGCAGCCGAGCAGAGCCCAGGAGAGGAGAGAGAGUGAGCGCCUGAGCGAGAGACGGGGAAGCCGGGAAGAGGCAGCCACCGGCGCGGCGGGACGCGAACGCAGGUGUCCGGGGCGCCGGCCUGGAGCUCCGCAGCCGCGAGCCAUGUACCGCUCCACCAAGGGCGCCUCUAAGGCGCGCCGGGACCAGAUCAACGCGGAGAUCCGGAACCUCAAGGAGCUGCUGCCGCUGGCCGAAGCGGACAAGGUCCGGCUCUCCUAUCUGCACAUCAUGAGUCUCGCCUGCAUCUACACUCGCAAGGGCGUCUUCUUUGCCGGAGGCUCUCCUCUGGCUGGCCCCACGGGGCUGCUCUCAGCCCAGGAGCUUGAAGACAUCGUGGCAGCACUCCCCGGAUUCCUGCUGGCGUUCACAGCGGAGGGGAAGUUGCUGUAUCUGUCCGAGAGUGUGAGCGACCACCUGGGCCACUCCAUGGUGGAUCUGGUGGCUCAAGGAGACAGCAUCUACGACAUCAUUGACCCCGCUGACCACAUAACUGUGCGCCAGCAGCUCACCCUGCACUCGGCUCUGGACACUGACCGUCUCUUCCGCUGUCGCUUCAACACCUCCAAGUCCCUCAGGCGCCAGAGUGCCGGCAACAAACUGGUGCUAAUCCGCGGCCGCUUCCACGCUCACCCGCCUGGAGCCUACUGGGCAGGCAACCCCGUGUUCACAGCCUUCUGUGCACCCCUGGAGCCGAGGCCCCGCCCUGGACCCGGCCCAGGCCCCGGCCCCGGCCCCGCCUCCCUCUUCCUGGCUAUGUUCCAGAGCCGCCACGCCAAGGAUCUGGCCCUCCUAGACAUCUCUGAGAGCGUCCAAAUCUACCUGGGCUACGAGCGCACUGAACUGCUCUGUAAGUCAUGGUACGGACUGCUGCACCCCGAGGACCUGGGCCACGCCUCUGCUCAGCACUACCGACUGUUGGCUGAGAAUGGAGACAUUCAGGCCGAGAUGGUGGUGCGGCUGCAAGCCAAGGCCGGCGGCUGGGCGUGGGUUUACUGCCUGUUAUACUCAGAAGGCCUGGAGGGGCCCAUCACUGCCAACAACUACCCGAUCAGUGACACAGAGGCCUGGAGCCUCCGCCAGCAGCUGAACUCGGAAAACAGCCAGCCCGGCUACCUCCUGGGCACCCCCGCCGCACUGACCCCCUUCCCGCAGGCCAUGGUCAGCCAGGAGCAGUGCUCCAGCCCUGACCCCCUGUUCACCCCUGCCCCAGCGGGCCCCAGGAGCACCAGUUUCUCCGGCGCCCCCGAACUGGGGGCUGCCUCCACGUCAGAAGAGCUUCGGCGGCCCCGCAAGGAGCCGAGCUUCACUUACCUGACCUUCCCGGCCGGCGCAGAGCCGCCCCUGCAGGCCGAGCUGAGCAAGGACCUCGUGUGCACGCCCCCCUACACGCCCCACCAGCUGGGGGGCUGCGCCUUCCUCUUCAGCCUCCACGAGCCCUUCCAGACCCACCUGCCCACCGCCUCGGGUGCUCUCCACGAGCAGCUGACCCCCAGCACGGCCACCUUCUCUGAGCAGCUGACCCCCAGCAGCGCCACCUUCCCGGAGCCGCUGACCAGCCCACUCCCGGGCCAGCUGACCGAAGCGGCCGUCGGCGGCUAUGAAGACGUGCUGGGGGCCGGAGCCUCAUCCUUCCCAGACCAGCUGCUGCCCAGCACGGCCACCUUUCCUGAGCCGCUGGGCAGCCCCACCCAGGAGCAGCUGACCCCACCCACGACGGCCUUUCAGGCCCACCUGAGCAGCCCCGGCCAGACUUUCCCGGAGCCGCUCAGCCCCAAUCCCCCCAAGACGUACUUCGCCCAGGAGGGCUGCAGUUUUCUCUAUGAGAAGUUGCCCCCGAGCCCCAGCAGCCCUGGUAAUGGGGACUGCACACUCCUGGCCCUCGCCCAGCUCCGGGGCCCGCUCUCCGUGGACGUGCCCCUGGUGCCCGAAGGCCUGCUCACCCCCGAGGCCUCGCCCGUCAAGCAGAGUUUCUUCCACUACUCGGAGAAGGCGCAGAGUGAGAUCGAACGGCUCAUCCAGCAGAUUGGCCAGCUGGCCCAGGGCUCAGACAGGCCCUUCUCGGCCGAGGCCGGCGCCGGCGGCCUGGAGUCACUCGGAGGACUGGAGCCGCUGAACCCCAACCUGUCCCUGUCGGGGGCCGGCCCCCCUGUGCUCAGCCUGGACCUGAAGCCCUGGAAGUGCCAGGAGCUGGACUUCCUGGCGGGUUCCAACAACCUAUUCCUGGAGGAGAUGCCCGUGGAAGACAUCUUCAUGGAUCUCUCCAGCCCAGACCCCAGUGGGGAGUGGGGCUCCGGGGAGCCCGAGGCCGCCGUCCCGGCAGGGACCCCUUCGCCUUGCAACAACCUGUCCCCAGAAGACCAUAGCUUCCUGGAGGACCUGGCCACCUAUGAAACCGCCUUUGAGACAGGUGUCUCAGCUUUCCCCUACGAUGGGUAUACUGAUGAGUUGCAUCAACUCCAGAGCCAAGUUCAAGACAGCUUCCAUAAAGAUGGAAGUGGAGGGGAACCAGCGUUUUGAAUAAGUCUGUGACUUAACGUCGUCAAGUAUGGCAUAUUGUCAUCAAGACGUGGAGCCGCUCUCCACCCCCCCGGAACUGCUGGGGGGAUUCUGGAGGCCGGAGGGGGAUAUAUCUGAUUCCCCAGGCCUUGCAGGAUUUGGGGGGAGGGGGUGGGCGGGCCAGGGGAGGGGAGCUUCUUUUUAAAAUGUAGACACUCCUGGACACCCCAGCUUCCCUUUCAAUCUGUAUUCACUCGUAGUGAGUUUCCUUGAAUGGGAUUUCAAGCGGAGAAUGGGGGAGUCUCACUUCCCCCCCACGCUGCCCCAUGGGCCUGGGUCACUUCUCCACUCCUGGGGGCCAAAUCCCCACCCCCGCCAGGCCUUGGUGGGGGAAAGGCCCUGCCCACGGGCCCACCCGUGCCCCUCGGGGCCCUUGACACCCACGUAGAAUUCUCUACACACCAGUAACGGGAUUUCAAUUCCUGUGGACGCUGCCGCCCUGGCGGCCCUUCUUGUGACUUUUGCGCCCCGCGCCUGGGGUGGGGGGUGCGAAGAGACGCGACAUUCCUUUCCGCUGGAGGAAGGCAGUCCUGCCGCUGUCACGCGUGUGCUCGCCCGAGUGCGUCUCCUGGUGCGGGGCUCUCCUGGCCCCCAGACUGCCUGCACCCGCCCAGGCGGCCACCUCGUGGUGCUGCGGUGACUUUGUAGCCAACUUUAUAAUAAAGUCCAGUUUGCCUUUUUGGUA